AGUUGACUGGUAGAGAGGUGUUUGGACUUUUGUGAGGUUGAGGUUCAGGAGGAGGAGGAAAUGGCAUCUGUUUCUGGGUCGAAAGGUGAGAUUGAUGAAACCUCUCCGGACAUGUUGAAGAACACACCAUCAAAUAUUAGGAGGUUAGCAGAUGAGAUUGAACACUUAGAGGGGAGGCAAAAGUACCUUGCUCAGACUAGAAGUCCGUCAGAUGGUGGUGAUGUUCGUUGGUAUUUCUGCAAGAUGCCUUUGGCAGUAAACCAGCCUGCUGCAGCAGUCCCCAAAACAGAAGUAGUGGGAAAGGGUGAUUACUUUAGAUUUGGCUUGAGAGAUUCUCUUGCAAUUGAGGCUUCUUUCUUGCAGAGAGAGGAUGAGUUGCUUUCUUCUUGGUGGGAAGAGUAUGGGGAGUGCAGUGAGGGUCCAAAGGGGGCACCAAAUAGGCUCAAUUCUGCAUCAGAAAUAUCUUCUCCGGAGAGCUCUCAAGCACAUGAAGAUUUAGUUGAAGAAGAAAGAGUUGGGGUCCCUGUUAAGGGUGGCCUCUAUGAGGUAGAUUUGGUGAAGAGACACUGUUUUCCUGUUUACUGGAAUGGAGAAAAUCGUCGUGUCUUAAGAGGUCACUGGUUUGCUCGUAAAGGGGGUCUGGAUUGGCUUCCACUACGUGAAGAUGUUGCUGAGCAGUUGGAGUUUGCAUAUCGCAGUAAGGUUUGGCAUAGAAGAACCUUUCAGCCGUCAGGGCUCUAUGCAGCUCGAGUUGAUAUGCAGGGCUUCAUCCCGGGACUGCAUGCUAUUUUCACUGGAGAAGAUGAUACUUGGGAAGCCUGGCUUAAUGCUGAUGCCUCUGGUUUCUCAGGUGCUAUAGGAUUUGGGGGGAAUGGUGUUAAGCUAAGGCGUGGAUAUGCUCUUCCUCAGUCCCCGAAACCAACACAGGACGAAGUACGUCAACAAAAGGAGGAAGAAAUGGAUGAUUACUGCUCACAGGUCCCUGUUCGACAUCUGGUGUUCAUGGUUCACGGGAUUGGUCAAAGGUUGGAAAAAUCAAAUCUUGUGGAUGAUGUUAGUGACUUCCGCCAUAUCACGUCAAUCCUCGCUGAACGACACUUAACCUCAUACCAACGUGGCACUCAGAGAGUCCUCUUCAUCCCAUGCCAGUGGAGGAAGGGCUUAAAGCUUAGUGGUGAGGCUGCAGUUGAACGAUGUACUUUAGAUGGUGUACGGGGAUUGCGCGUACUGUUGAGUGCAACAGUGCAUGAUGUACUGUAUUACAUGAGCCCUAUUUACUGCCAGACUAUUAUUGACUCGGUCUCCAACCAGUUGAAUAUGUUAUACUUAAAGUUUCUUAAGAGGAAUCCCGGUUAUAGUGGGAAGGUUUCUUUGUAUGGUCAUUCCCUUGGGAGCGUUUUGUCAUAUGAUAUCCUAUGCCACCAAACAACACUGUCCUCCCCUUUUCCCAUGGAGUGGAUGUACAAAGAACAAAAUGAGAAUGAAUUGUCUCAGCAGGAUCAGAGCAACCUAUCUUUAGACCAAAACUCUGCCUUAAGUUCAGAUGAUGAAACUUCUAUUAGGGAGGGAAAUAAGAGUAAUCUGUCAGAUAAAGACAAAAUGAAUGUAGAACCAAGUUUGUCAGAGUCUGUGGAAGAUCAUACUGAAGAUUUUUGUCAUCCUGUGGGCCCUCCUGCUUCAUCAGACUCAGACGAACCCGUUGCAACCGAUGAUAUCAGGCAACCUAAUGAUUCCUCAGCAAAUGAAAAUUCUCAUGAAACUCCUAUUGAUGAGAGGGACACUAUAAAUGAUGCCGAGAAUGUGGAUGAUGGAAUUGUUGAGUUUAAUCAAAAGAUUGAUGAGGGAGUAUCUGAAUGUGAAAAAGACAAAACAAUCAAUUCCCUGAGGAAAGAGAUUGACAUGCUGAGAGCAAAAAUCCAAGAAUUAGACACCGAGUGUGUAAAGAAAGGAUGUGUAACGGAAGCAGAAAAUGGAGGAACAAACACAGCUACAAGAAAUCAAUCUAUUCCUGAGGAAAGUGAUUCAGCAAAGAGUUUUACCCCGCAAUUAAGAUACACAAAGUUGAAAUUUAAGGUUGAUACAUUUUUUGCUGUUGGAUCCCCUCUUGGUGUUUUUCUUUCCCUCCGCAAUGUUCGUAUUGGGAUCGGCAAGGGGAAAGACUACUGGGAAGAGGAUAAUAUAGUUGAAGAGAUGCCAGCUUGUCGACAAAUGUUCAACAUAUUCCAUCCUUUUGAUCCAGUGGCAUACAGAAUAGAACCACUCGUCUGUAAAGAAUAUCUCAACAAACGCCCUGUCAUUAUACCCUACCACAGAGGUGGGAAACGGCUGCAUGUUGGUUUUCAGGAAUUUAAAGAAGAAGUGUCUUUGCGCUCACAUGCUUUUGUGAACAAUAUAAAUACUGUAAAGGUAAAGGUGAUUACUCUUUGUCAAUCAAGAGACAAGGAUGGCGAAGAUGAGGGUUCCCAAGAGUCUCAGGAGAUAGAAGAGAGGUCAUAUGGCUCAAUUAUGAUGGAGAGAUUAACUGGAAGUGAAGAUGGUCGAGUAGAUCAUGUUUUACAAGAUAAAACAUUUCGGCAUGCAUACAUUUCAACCCUUGGAGCACACACGAAUUACUGGAGAGAUAACGAUACAGCUCUUUUUAUGCUGAAACACUUGUAUCGGGAUAUACCAGAGGAUUCCUACUCGUGUAGUGAACCUGUGGAAGGAAGUUCAAAGGAUGAUAGAGACACGGAGAACUGGUGUGAUCAAAGAGAGGAGGCUGAUGAAGAAUUCCCAUUAACAUUUGCGGACAAAGUAACUGUGAAAAGUUUUUCUCACAAAGCCCGGAGAACUUUGAAGUGGUGAAUCAUGCUGAUCUCUUUUGACUAGAGGUGCAGAAAAACACCAAUUCUGGAGUUAUGUUACUUCAACACUAAUCAGUAAAAGCACAAGCUCUUUUUAUACCAGAGCUCAAACGAGGAGUGUGUUGAAGGU
Messenger RNA from Solanum verrucosum, 2973 nucleotides. Its product is annotated as phospholipase SGR2. The transcript has 21 exons. Gene Ontology annotation, molecular function: glycerophospholipase activity; metal ion binding. Gene Ontology annotation, cellular component: cytoplasm. The record is from RefSeq and is a predicted model, not a curated record. NCBI's taxonomy places the organism in Eukaryota, Viridiplantae, Streptophyta, Magnoliopsida, Solanales, Solanaceae. The coding region runs from base 61 to 2844 and encodes 927 amino acids.